GGCAGCGGUGACGUCACGGGGCUAGCUGACAGAACCCGGGCGCCGGGCGCUCGGGAGGUAUUGUCCGUCCCUCCGGGCUUUGUAGAAUCGUCGCCGGCUUACCUGGCCGUGGGCGCGUCCUGGCCGCUGCAGCCCGGAGCAGGGUGCCAGCCGCCGCCGCCGCCAUGGUGUCCCCGGUCACUGUGGUGAAGAGUGAAGGACCCAAACUGGUGCCGUUCUUCAAGGCCACCUGCGUGUAUUUUGUGCUCUGGCUGCCCUCAUCUAGCCCAUCGUGGGUCAGCACCCUCAUCAAGUGCCUGCCCAUCUUCUGCCUCUGGCUCUUCCUUCUGGCCCAUGGCCUGGGAUUCCUGCUGGCCCACCCCAGCGCCACCCGCAUCUUUGUGGGGCUUGUCUUCUCUGCUGUAGGUGACGCCUUCCUCAUCUGGCAGGACCAAGGAUACUUCGUACAUGGUCUGCUGAUGUUUGCUGUGACCCACAUGUUCUACGCCUCGGCCUUUGGCAUGCGGCCACUGGCUCUUCGGACAGGUCUGGUGAUGGCAGCGCUGUCGGGCCUGUGCUAUGCCCUCCUCUACCCAUGCCUCUCAGGUGCCUUCACCUACCUGGUGGGGGUCUAUGUGGCCCUUAUUGGCUUCAUGGGCUGGCGAGCUAUGGCAGGGCUGCGGCUGGCCGGGGCAGACUGGCGCUGGACAGAGCUGGCAGCUGGCAGUGGUGCACUCUUCUUUAUCAUCUCAGACCUGACCAUCGCCCUCAACAAAUUCUGUUUUCCUGUGCCCUACUCUCGGGCGCUUAUCAUGUCCACCUACUAUGCGGCCCAGAUGCUCGUCGCCUUGUCAGCUGUCGAAAGCCGGGAGCCUGUGGAACACUACAGACUGACCAAGGCCAACUGAGGUGCCAGGGUCUGGUCACCCCUCUCUCCUCCUGGGGCUGGGGCCCAGAUCCUGGGAACCUGCAGGAGCUGGAUCAGGAUGGCUGCAGUGCCAGCCUGGGGCAGCAGGUACUGCCUGAGGAAUUUGCAAGUUCGUGUGGGGAGUCUGGAAAAGGAUCUCCCUAGCAGAACUCGUGGUUCAGGACAAUGCUGAGAGCUAAAAGAGCCAGCCUAAUAUCAGACUGGAGCCAGAAGUAGACAUCUCCCCACCUCUACCCUAUCAGGACUUUCAAAACCCCCCUGGAAGGUGAUGGUGCUCAGCUUCUUGACACCCCCCACCCCCACUUCCCCUACCAGGUGGAAGAGUCUGACUCCAUGUGUUAUGCCUAGGACCAAUGGCAGUGCUGGGUUCACCCACUCCUCCCCUUUUUCAUCUGCACAAAGUUGAGGGAAACGGGAGAAUCGGUGCUGAGAAGACUCAGACCCAGGAGCCCCUUUCACAGGCCCCUAGUUGGGAAGACUGGAUGAGAGUGGAGCCUCCAUUUCUUUUCCCUCUUCUAUCCUUGUUACUUGAACAAUCUCAGUCUCUAAGUGGUGGGUGGGGACGUGAAGAGGUGUGGGUCCAGGUUAGGCAGGAGAGAGAACUUCUUUGGUCUCGGAGCUUGGGGUCUCAAGAAUUCAAGUAGCCCCAUCUCUCUCUCAGGCAAGCCCAAAGCUCAGGUCCCAUACGCUACCCUUAGAUCCUAUCCCCAGGGCUAGGGUGAACCAUGCCAAAGGAAGGGGCCAGCUUCUCUGUGUGUGUGUGUAGCCUGUCUCCUAGUCUGCCUAUGUCUUUCUCUGCUAUAUGUUUCUGUCCUGCUGUCUGUCAAAAGUCUCACAGAGAGAGGGCCUCAGGGAGCUGCUGAGGGGUGGUGAGCCUGGCUCAGGGAGCUGGGACCCCUCCCCUCCAACACACAUACUCACAGUGCUUUCCUCCUUGUCCCUCCUACACUAGGAGCAAGAGGAGGGGGCUCCAAUGACACUCCGGGGUUUUAAGACCCAAGGCACAUUCAAUGCAAGGGGAGCAAGGAUGGGACAACUCCAUCUUCUGCUGCCCAUGUGAAAAAUAAUAAAAAUCAAGAGCCAUUGGCUGCCCUGCUUGUGGGCCUGUGUGGCACAUGCCUAUCUUGGAGAGGGCAUGGGGGCAUGGUGCCAGAGGCUCUGGCUGUCCUCACAGCCUAGUCACAGUCCUGGGCAGUGCAUCCUGGUGCCAGGCUGGCUACCUGGCUCUGGUGACACUGUGCCGGUUGGAGUGUGUCUCACUUCCCUGGUGUGGGUGAGGAUGUGGUUUAGGAGGAUGGGGGAUGAGUGGUAUUUGCCACUGUCCAAAUUUGUCCUUGAUGUACUCCCCUGUGCACAGGUGCCCAGCACCCUUGGUGACCUUUAGUUACCCAGUGUCAUCUAUUGCUGCCCACCUCCUCCCCUCCCCACUUGAGACCUGCUGCUUCCUUCAAAAUGAUACAGAUUCCCUUCAAGCAUCUCCCUCAUCCUGGACUCUGGGCUUAGUUGAACAGCUGGGAGCAAUGGGAUUAGAUUGGCUGAUUCAUUCAUUAGUUGUAAAGCCCUGGCAGAAUAAUACAUCAGUCUGCUCCAGGAGCAUUUGUAACUUAACAGACAAUGCCCUAACCCAGAAGUAGAAAGGGAAGCCUUGGGUGGUGGUGGAUAUGCCAUCAGUAGAGGUGUUGCUCAUUUGUGGGGAUGUGAUUUAGGAGACUCAAGUCUCAUGGGUGGUUGGAUGAAUCAGUGAUUUCCAAAUUAGUUUUUACAGAGAUUCCUGGUAAGGGGGUAGCGAAGGAAUAAUGAGAGAAGGCAGGCUCAAAGACCUCCUAUGCUUAUUUCAAGUCCAGUAGCUUCUUAGGUUGUGUUUUUUUUGUUUUGUUUUGUUUUGGAAGGAUUCCACUGAAAAACGUAAGUUUGAAACUUAGUGAGCUGGAUGAUCAAUCCCUUCUAGCUCUGAACCCUGGACACUAAAGAGGGAAGAUCUUGAUCCUUUCAAACUUCAGAACUCUGAACACAGACCUACCUAGUGUGAAGAAAUGGGAGGGAGCAGGAUGGAGAGAAGGAUGAAGUCAGCAGGACUUGCCCCCAAGCUCUGAGGGGAGGGGGAAAGUGCCAUGUAGAUGUGGAGGAGGGGAAGGGAAGACCAGGCCCAGUCACAAGAAGGCUGGUCACUGCCUUGUGCGUGGGUUUGGACUAGGCUUUCAGGGGUCCAGGUCUGGGAUUCCCUAUCAUGCAAUCACAUCCAUCCCCUUGGUCCCUGCUGUAUAUCACCCUCAGGAACAUGAAAGGAUGAGUUUAGUUUAUUGCCCCAUCCCUUCACUGAAUGUUUACAUUAACAAACACCAGAGAGCAAACUGGGCUUCCUACACUGGGCCAUGCAGAGGACAGGCCAAGAAACUCCACAUCAUAACAGCCUCCUGAUGCCUGGGCUUGGCUGGAGCUCACAUAAGGUGCUUUGAUUUCUUCUGCAGACUCUCGGUGAUGGAUGCUACAAUUGACUUAUCAUCUUUGUCUGAAAGAGCAAAGGAAGUAUUCGUUAUAUUAAUGAUGCUGGCGACCAGGGAAAUUCCAAACUGCUGGACUUCCUAUGCAGGAAACCAGGAGCUGGACCCUGGGACCCUUAAUCUUGGGUUGGCAGAGUGUGAAGGGGCAAGAGCUGCCAUUUAUCUAGCACUUAAUAUUUGCCAGACAUUGUGCCAGGCAGUUCUGUACUGUCUCAUUUAAGCCUCAUAGUCCUAUAAAGAAGAUGAGAAAACAGGCUCAAUGAGGUAGCUUGCUAAGGUCACAUGGCUGGUCAGUGGCAGAGCCAGGGCCCUGGGCCCAUUUGCUAUGCUUACAACCAGAUUUGAGUUAUCAGGGAUCUCUUUAGCUGUGGAAUGAAAGCUGGAUAGCACCCACAGUGCCUUCCCUGGCCUAGUUCUUUUACACAGCUCAGCAGCCUCUCUGGAGAUAUUGUCUCAGUGCCAGACACUUAGCUAAGCACUCGAGAGACAGAGCAACAGGACAAGGUCCUUUCCCCAAAGAAAGGUAUCUAUAACUGGAUAAAAAAGGUCUGUAACCAUGGAGACCACAGCAAUGGAGUGUCAUGGAAGGUUCAGGAGUAGCAGAAGGUGAGAUGAGAGGUGGGGGAGGGGGAAACCUUCUUCGUUUGGGAUUUUACCAUGAGAGGAAAGCUGGGGGAAAUUUAAGCAACAGAAAGCAAGGCAGGCCAGCUUUGCAUUUAGAGUUCACGCUGCUAGCUGUGUGGCUAUGAAGACAGUAGACUGGGAAGGAAUAAAAUGCUUCCCCCUA
Messenger RNA from Gorilla gorilla gorilla (western lowland gorilla), 4195 nucleotides. RefSeq names its product transmembrane protein 86A (gene TMEM86A). The record is from RefSeq and is a predicted model, not a curated record. Gene Ontology annotation, molecular function: hydrolase activity. Gene Ontology annotation, cellular component: membrane. The transcript is spliced from 3 exons. Bases 165 to 887 code for a protein of 240 amino acids. Lineage: Eukaryota; Metazoa; Chordata; Mammalia; Primates; Hominidae.